GGAGGCGUUGAGACAAAUUCCAUGGCAGUUAGAAAGUGAACUGGCUGCCAAGAUGGGGAGGAAGGAACAAGCCCUGACCCUCUACAGUCCUGAGGUCUCCAAAGUAAAAGGGAACCGGAAAUACCAAAGGCCCACCCUUCCUACCAACAAACAAUCGAUGUCAGCCCAGAAGCGGCAGCAGUACGUGGAUCAGGCAUUCACCUACACCCGGAUGUUCUGUGGCAGCCUCUCUGGCUUUAGCAUCCUGCUGCUCAUCAUCACAGCCCCACUGAGCUGGGUACAGUUCCUGGUGACCAACAAUGGCCUUGAGCUCUACGCAGGACUCUGGACCUUAUGCAACCAUGAGCUGUGCUGGAGCCACAUACCCAAGCCACCCUAUUACCUCGAAUAUUCCAGGGCCUUGUUCAUUAUCUCUGUCCUCUGCAUGCUUACUGGCCUUGGCUUGCUCUUCAGCUCUUGCCGCCCUGCAGACGGAAUCAUGUCAGCUGAGUUGGAUCUGAAGGUGUCCAUCCUCAGCUUCUGCUCAGCUUUCUUCUUGCUCCUCUGCCUCAGCCUGUUUCUGGCCCAGGUGGAACGGUAUACAAAGAGCGCCAUGGAGUCAGUGUUCCUGUGGGCCUAUUAUCUUAACUGGUGCAGUGAUGUCUUGCACGUCUGUGCUGGAAUCGUCUCUUUUCUCAACUAUGUAACUUUCCAAUCUCAUCCUCCUGAUCCAACAAGUGUCGGUAUGACCCCACAGCAGAAGUCCAGGCCGGGCUUUGGGCCAGUACCAACAACAGCACCCGCUGCCACUGCAAAGCCAAGUCCUGAGAUGCAAUUUCUAAGUGGGAAAGGGGAGAGACAGCCAAGUACAAGAGGGAAUUGGAAACCAAGUACGAGACUGUGAUAGAAAGAGGGAAGGCCAGAUCCUGCUGUCUUACACACAGAGGUGGGCUAAGUGAGAAACGAU
Molecule: messenger RNA, 946 nt
Organism: Onychomys torridus (southern grasshopper mouse)
Lineage: Eukaryota; Metazoa; Chordata; Mammalia; Rodentia; Cricetidae
Gene: Tmem202
Product: transmembrane protein 202
Exons: 5
Coding region: 53-883 (276 amino acids)
Cellular component (GO): plasma membrane
Source: RefSeq, a predicted model, not a curated record